AUGCCCCGUAUAGAUCCUAUCCAACUACUAAAUUGCCUCAGUGUUCUUCUCUCACCUGAUGGAGGCAUUAAAAGCAGGGAUGAAGUUCAGAGACUAGCAAAGCUAAUGACAAAGUUUUCAAAGAAGCUAGUCUCUAAAUGCAUUUAUAUCCAAAUCCUCAAGUGUACAGAAACUGAUUUAUUAGGUUUAUUUAUGGGAUCAGAAGGUUGGAGACUAGUACACAUGUGGCUUACAGAGAGCAUUGUUGCCAAAAAUUGGCCUUUAGUUAGAGAGUUAUUGGAAUUACUGUUAUUGUGUCCAGUAGAUAUAGAAAGGCUAAAGACAAAUAACUGUCCUAAAUUAGUUAAAGAGCUGUCAAAAGACGGAAAUCACUCCGUUAUAAGAGCAUUGGCAACAAAAUUAGUUGAACAAUGGCUCAAAACAGUGAAAGGAGGAGAACAAGUAGUACCUAUGCAUAUUUCUGAAAUUCAACAAAUUAUAACAGAUUCACAAUUGGAAAUUAAAUUAGAAGAUUUAAAAAAUGAUACAUCGGAUAAUGAAAAAGAUUUAGAUGACCAUGACUCUUCUAAUUUGGAAAAUGAUAGUAAAGUAGAAGUAGAUGAAGAAACUCUAGAGACUCCUAGUAAAAAUGACAUCUCUGAUAAGGAUGAGCAAAAUAUGGAAACUGAAGUUUUACCAGUUUUAAAAAUAACUUUAAAGAAUGGAAAACAAAUCUUAUCACAAGUGGAAGAUGACAGUAAAUCUUCAGAAGAUUCAGUUGACAAGGACACCACAAGAGAAAAACAGAAAAGUAGAAGUAGAGACAAAGACAAGAGUGAAAAAAGCAGUAGUAGUAGUUUAUCAAAAUCUAGCUCCUCAAAACAUUCGAGUAGAUCCUCAUCUAGUGAUAAAAGGAGUAAUCAUAAGGAAAGUUCUAGUAAACAUAGUAGUAAGGACAAAUCAAGGGAUAAAGAUAAAAGAUCUUCCCAUAGUUCUAAGUCCAAAUCUAGUAGUAGCAGUUCUAGUAGUAGCAGACGUUCCAGUUCUUCCAGUAGCAAAUUAAAGGAUGAAAAAAGUAGCAAAGAAAAAAGUAAAGAUAAGGAUAGCAAACAGAGUACAGAAAAAUCUGAUGAUAAGGUGCAAACUGCCAUUAGCAAAUUAGGAAAAAUACCAAAAUUGAGUGAUGUUAAGAAAGAAAAGCUUUCUAUUUCUAUAGAAGUACGAAAACCAGAUGAACCAAAACCAAAAACUGUGAAAACAUUUAAUUCUAAGUUUAGGAAACAUGGAUUAGAAGAAGAAAUGAAACCACCUCCAUCGAGGGCCACUUUGCUAAGCAACAAGAAACCACCACCUGCACUACCACCAACAGUGUCAAUACCUAAAAGACCAUCACCUGUUCAUAAUGACACUCCUCCAGAGAAGAAACCAAAACCAUCUAUCGAUCUUGAAAAGCCAGGAUCAAUAAAACUUAUACCACCUAAACCAAAGCCCAUGGUACUUCAGGAAAGUGAUAUGUUUAUGGAUGCUUUAAAUGCCUCAGCUACCAAUAAAAAGGAACCGAAAAAGAGGAAACGGCGCACCAGUGGUUCCAAGGAUGGGAAUUCGCAGAAUGAUGGAUCACCUCCUCAUACACCAACUGGUGUUACCAGUCCUAAUGGAGACAGUAAAUCUGUACCGCCAAGAUUUUAUCAAGAUACUCUUGACGAAGAAGAUAAUAAGGAUAAAGUGACAGAUAAAAACGAAAAUGAAGGUGAAAAUUCACCAAAAGCAGCUACAAAAGAUAAAAGUCCGGAGGAUAGCAUGGAGACAGAACCACACACAUUAACUGUAAAUGGUAUAAAAGGUGUCCUAUGCUAUCACAAACGAAAAGGUCCCAAAAAAAGUAUUCGAUGGAAACCAGAUUCUGAGCUGGAAGAAAUACAAUACUUUGAACUUGAUGAGACUGAAAGAGUAAAUGUUACUAAAACCUUUACUGACAUGAAACAUUUAGAAAGAAUAAAUGAAAGAGAUGCCUUCCAAAAAGCUAGGAAUCUCAGUAAUGAUGACAUAAUGGAAGAGAGGACUAGUUGGAGACCUUUAAUACCACUUGAUACAGAUGGUCAAAUCCAGAUAGAAUAUGGCAAAAACAGCAAAGAAAAAGAUAUACAAGCCAUACGUCAAAAGGGUACCCUUCAGCCACUAUACUUCCAUAAAGCUAUGAUACCUGACUCACCCCAUGAGCCAGAUGUCGAAACUCACACUUAUGCUGAACCAACAGUUAUUCCACUAGAAGAUGUUACAGGAAACCAAGAUAAUAUAAGUGAUUUUAGAAAUAUGCCUUGGCCUGAACCAAAGGGUAAUGCACCCCCAACAAGCAAUAACAGUUUGAAUGUUCCAUCGAUGUUUCCACCUAAUAUGUCUCAAUACCCAAACAAUUAUCCUAAUCCACAAUUUCCUGGAGGACCACCAGGAUUCCAAGGUCCUCCUAUGAUGUCAGGAGAAUGGCAAAAUGGAGUUCCUCCCAUGAUGCCAAAUGGUAUGCCCGGUCCGAUCGGAAACAAUGUCAUUGGUCCAGGUGCUAUGCCCCCAGGUUCUAUGCCACAAGGUAAUGUGCCGCCAGGUCUAUUGGGACCGCCAGAUAAUAUGAUGAUGGGCCCAGAUAUGUUUGGAGGGCCAAACCAUAUGUUUCCAGUUCCACCUGAUGGUUUUAACAUGCAGCAGAAUAUGUCCCUUCCUGUCGAUUUCAAUAUGUCAGGUCCACCAGGUCCAGAUUUUCCUGGUAAUUUCAGAGGAGCAAUACGCGGCCGUGGUUCUGGUGGACAUUGGAGGGGUAAAGCAGCAGGCGGUUGGGACGGACCCCCUAGGGGGCGGGGAGGUGGUCGAGGUGGAGUCCGCAAAGCUGUGUGCAUUUAUUUUCAAAGAAAAGGGUCUUGUCGACAAGGUGAAAAUUGUACAUUUUUGCAUCCCGGAGUUAAUUGUCCUUUUUAA
Danaus chrysippus (African queen) is the source of this 2946-nucleotide messenger RNA. Lineage: Eukaryota; Metazoa; Arthropoda; Insecta; Lepidoptera; Nymphalidae. The record is from the annotation of a GenBank genome assembly.